Effrenium voratum is the source of this 1296-nucleotide messenger RNA. NCBI's taxonomy places the organism in Eukaryota, Dinophyceae, Suessiales, Symbiodiniaceae. The record is from the annotation of a GenBank genome assembly.
AUGACGACUGCCAAUCCAAUCAACUAUCAGGACUUCAUCCCUUCGGUACUUCAGCGGUUUGUGGCUGCCAGCGGAGAGAUCGGCAAGUCCGACCUUGAUCCUAAACUGCAUCACCUGCUGGAUCUCAGGGCAUCUCAGAUCAAUCAGUGCGCCUAUUGCGUAAAGAUGCAUAACAAGGAAGCUCUGGAUGAUGGCGAAAGCCAGGAACGUCUGCAGCGCCUGACCGUCUGGCGGCAUGUCGAGGAUUUCACGCCUGCGGAAAAGGCCGCAUUGGCCUGGACUGAAGCCUUGACGAACCUUGAUCCGAAGACGGACUAUUCCGUUCUCAGAGCCGAUCUGCGCUCCCACUUCUCCGACGGUGAAAUCAGCGCGAUCACAUCUUCGGUGGCGAUGAUCAAUCUCUGGAACCGGAUACAGGCGCGGCCACGUCUGCUCGGCCUGGCGUAUCGGAUGCUCGGCUCCAUGGCCGACGCCGAGGAUGCGGUUCAGGAUACCUUUGUCAAAUGGCAGAGCGUGGACGGAAACACGGUUUCAAAUCCUGAAGCCUUUCUGACCACGAUUUGCACAAAUCGUUGCCUGGAUUAUCUCAAGGCUGCUCACAGGAAACGGGUCGACUAUGUCGGCCCGUGGAUUCCCGAGCCGCUUCAGACCGAUGCCGGUUCCGAUCCGGAAACCGAUCUGGAGCGGGCUCAAUCGUUGACGACGGCGUUUCUCAUGCUGCUGGAAAGGCUGACGCCAAAGGAAAGGGCGGCUUAUCUGCUUCGGGAAGUGUUCGGAAAACCUUAUCCGGAAGUCGCCGACACGCUGCAGAUGAGCGAAGCCGGAUGCCGUCAACUGGUCUCGCGCGCGGGCCGGUUUGUCCGGUCGCUUUCUUCAAGGUCUGUUCCCACUCCUGACCAGCAAAGUGCUCUACUCAAGGCAUUCAUGUCUGCGCUUGCAACCGGAUCGACGGACAAAUUGGCGGCGCUUCUGGCGGACUCUGUUCAGCUUCGGACGGAUGGAGGUGGAAAGGCCACCGCGAUCACCCGCACGCUCCAGGGAUCGGAUGUCGUUUCCAAAUCCAUCGCCAAAAUCCUCAGCCGCUUGUGGACGGAAGACCGGACUGUCGAGAUUGAAAUCAACGGAUUGCGAGGUCUGGUCGAGUACGACGGUGCGCGCAUUGUGACUGCGACGACGUUGGGAUUUGACACGUCCGGACUGGUCGACCAGGUGUUCAUGAUCCGAAACCCCGAAAAGCUUGCACGACUUGAAAAUCGCAUUCACCACGAUGCGAAAAGCGGCGCUCUUUGGCGCUGA